Molecule: messenger RNA, 2970 nt
Organism: Amorphotheca resinae ATCC 22711
Lineage: Eukaryota; Fungi; Ascomycota; Leotiomycetes; Helotiales; Amorphothecaceae
Exons: 3
Coding region: 365-2905 (846 amino acids)
Biological process (GO): trehalose metabolic process
Molecular function (GO): alpha,alpha-trehalase activity
Source: RefSeq, a predicted model, not a curated record
ACCAACGCGGGGAUUUUCAUGAUGUACAACGAGGAAAUUUCGACCAUUUUUUGACCUUAUACAUUACUCCCCGCAUUUACUUGUUUAUUUUCCCGCAAGUCAGAUGAAGCAUAUAAUAGAGCGUACAAUGGAAUGACCAAGGUAGUCAGAACCAGGUUGGAGUUUUUUUGUUCUGAUUGGCUGAAGUUCGGGGUCUGGAGCUCUUUUUCGAAAGUUUUAUUACCCCCCAUGACCGCGGGGUAUUUACCCCUUCAGCCUUCGAUAUGGGUUGAUCUUCCUUGUUAGUGAGGAGUUGGUAAUUGUUGAAAAGUCGAGCUUCCUGCCCUCUAGAAGUUUUCUGGGUACGCCUGUGGCUGUGAUCAAGAUGUGGGAAAUAUUGCUUAAUCUACUCCUGCUUACAGUGUUAGCAAGCCGAGUUAACUCUCAGGACCCAAUACGACCGUAUCCUCUUCCUGAUGCAUACCUCUCAACAACAUCAAUUCUCAAUCACUCAAGCUACAUAAAGACAUUUGACGAUCCCCAGUGGUAUCUAGAUAAUAUCCCCUUUAUAGACUUACCCGAUAAGUCCAUCCAGGAUGUCUACUACUACCGGACCUCCGUGAUCAAGAGGCAUCUCAAAUUUGCCCAUGAAGGACAUGGUUGGCUGUUCACCGAAUUCAUCCAUCCGGUCUCAUGGGCCAGCAAACUGCAGACCAUCCCUGAUUCGGCUGCCCACCAAAUAGUUGAGGGGAGGUGGCUGAGAGAUCCCAGGUAUACAAAGGAUGUCAUUUCUCUGUAUAUGCGCGCAGGCGUGGAAGCCAUUAGCGGGAUCAGCUACACCCACUAUAUCCAUCGAGCAAUCUUGGAACACGCACAGGCGACAGGCGAUGUCAGCUUUCUGAAAGCACAAUUGCAGGGAAUGAUCAAGACUUUUAACUUAUGGAAUGUUACCGUUGAUUCCGUCACUGGGCUGUAUCACCGCACACCACUUUCGGAUGCUCAGGAAUACUCACUCCCUGGUUUUCUCACGGGUGGGCCAAAUGGUGGACCCGUGGAAGAUUGGUUUAGCUUUGAGAACGACUUCAACACCAUCUGGCUAGGUCCCGAGACUUACAGGCCAAAUUUCAAUGCGUACAUGGUAGCUGGAGCGCGGGCAAUAUCAGAAAUCGCUCAACUAGCCGGUGACGCCUCUCUUGCGCGAGAAUGGAAUGAAACAGCAUCGACCCUUUAUUCUAAAAUGCUAAGUAUGCUAUGGAAUGAUGAGCUUCAGUUCUGGAUCGAUGUCGUUGAGGGGACGAAUCUUCAAGCCAUAGGUCGACAGCUGAUAGGUUAUUUCCUUUAUCGGCUGGAUGUUGGAACAGAAGAUGCUUUCAUCCGUGGGUUGGAAGCUGGUCUGACCGAUACUAGUUUCUUGACUGAAUAUGGGCCGACAACUCUGGAGCAGUCGAAUAAGUAUUAUACGGCACUCAAAAACAUCACUUAUUGUUGUCUCUGGCAAGGCCAAUCAUGGCCCUUCAGCACAUCAAUGUAUCUCGGAACACUCGCUCGAAUAGCAAGGGAGAACCGUAGCACAAUUAUCACACCAGGGUUAUUCCAACAGGCAUUCGAUACGUACACAAGGACGAACUACAAAGACGGCAAUCCUUACACUGCUGAGUGUCAUUAUCCAACGAUUGACAUGUGGUCGGGUGAUACGACAAAUCAUAGCGAACACUACCUACAUUCGACUUAUAUUGACAAUUUCUUUACGAAUCUGGUUGGAAUUAUUCCCACAUUAGAGGACAGACUAGAAAUCCGGCCACUUGUUCCCGACAACUGGACUUAUUUUGCAAUUGAGAAUCUUCCAUAUCAUGGUUCACUCUUCUCCAUUUUGUGGGAUCAGAAUGGUGGCCAUUAUACAAAUUUCGAACACAAAAAAGGAUUAUCCAUAUAUUCCAACGGUAGCCUCCUACACAACCAGGCCACUCUCUCCCCUCUCAACGUGACCCUCUUCGAUGGCAGCGAAACAGCAGCAAGACUCGCCGCCCAACCAACUUAUCAAAACAUCCUCAUCAACCCCAAUGCACCCUGGGGUCUCCCCAACAUCAGCUCUGACUACACAUUUAGCAGCAACGGCGACAUCUCACCAUACGAAGCCUGGAAGAUGAUCGACGGCCUUCUCUGGUACGACACCACUCCCGACAACCGAUGGACCAACAAUCAAUCCGAGACGCCCUUCAAUACGAUUUCCGUUACACUUCCCCGCCCCCGCCAAAUGAACAGCAUCUCCCUAGCUAUCUACGAUGACACUGCUCGCGGCGGUGUCAUCGCCUGUCCUCACGGUAUCAUAAUCCAUGAUCGUAACGGCAGCGUCCUCGCCUCCCGGAACCCCUGGACAAGCUGUACGCCUAACGCGCUCAACACGAUCCUCUUCAACAGUGAUACGACCAACAAUACCAAUACAACAACUGCCUCUUCAGAUCUAAGUAUUGAAACCGACUACCUAUCCAUAACCCUCCUGAACGCGCUCUACUACUCCGUUGCCGUCUCAGAGAUCCAGAUCUGGGUCCCGUCCAGCCCAGGCCCUCGCUACGAAGCCGAGGAUGCAUUGCUAGGGACGUUCAUCGGCAGCUUCGAGGGCCGGAAAACAGGGCUGAACUGCACGAUCGAGAAGAAUGGCGUGCGGUUCGGGAAGGGGGGGUGGGCGGAAAUCGCAGAUGUCAAGAUGCGGGGCGCGGAAGGGGGAAUGGGGAAGCUAACUGUUGUGGGUGGUGGGACGGGGAAAUUGAAUGUACAGAUGAAUUUUCUGGGUAAUAGGACGGUUAGUUUCAAUGGUAGGGUUGGGAAUGUGACGCUUGAGGAGGUGCCGUUCUUGGAGGGGGGAAAUGUGGUUACGAUGUUUCAGGUGGAGGGGGAACCGUUCGUGGAUGCGAUUAUUGUUGGGUGAGGGAAUAGGGUAAAUGGGUUCAUAAAGGAUAAUGGGAGUGCGAGAGGAACUGAAGCGUGAUUGGA